Leptosomus discolor (cuckoo roller) is the source of this 1136-nucleotide messenger RNA. The record is from RefSeq and is a predicted model, not a curated record. Lineage: Eukaryota; Metazoa; Chordata; Aves; Leptosomiformes; Leptosomidae.
AUGAGCUUCGAGGAAGUUAAGAAGGAUGUAGAACCCAAGGAUGAUGCCGUACCAGUCAGGAGGGAGAAAUCUGGCAAUGUAGCCAGUCUUGUGCAGCGUAUGAGCAGCUAUGGCCUUCCAGCAGGAGGAUUUCAGCCUCAUCCCCCGUCCAAAGGCUUCAAGAAAAGGUCUAAGAAGCGGCAGUGCAAAGUGCUCUUCGAAUACGUCCCGCAGAACGACGAUGAGCUGGAACUCAAGCUGGGGGAUGUGAUUGACAUCAACGAAGAGGUAGAAGAAGGCUGGUGGAGUGGAACGCUGAAUGGCAAGCUGGGGUUGUUUCCUUCAAACUUCGUGAAAGAAUUGGAAUUGACAGAUGAUGGAGAAACACAGGACCCUCUGGAUGACACAGAGUCUGUUUUCAGUGGUCCUACCUCACCUGUGGCUUCUCCAGGAAAUGGGAGCGAACCUGGAUCUGGACCAGCACAGCCAAAGAAAAUCCGAGGUAUUGGAUUUGGAGAUAUUUUUAAAGAAGGCUCAGUGAAACUUAAGACAAGAUUAUCCAGUAAUGAAUCGGAAGAUAAAAAGCAAGAUAAGCCAUUACCUAACCAUCCCCCUGGAACAAAGCUAGUUCAUUUUCCCAGUACAACAAAACCUGAAAACUCAUCAGAAGUAGUAAAAUCAGAAGCUGAAAGUAAACCAAAAGCCAAGGAGUAUUGCAGGACAGUAUUUUCCUAUGAAGGCUCAAAUGAUGAACUCAGCUUUAAAGAAGGCGAGAUCAUUCAAAUAAUCAGUAAGGACACUGGAGAGCCAGGCUGGUGGAAAGGAGAACUCAAUGGUAAAGAAGGAGUCUUCCCAGAUAAUUUUGCUGUUCAAAUACAAGAGUCUGAUAAAGACUUCCCUAAGCCAAAGAAACCUCCACCUCCAGUUAAAAGCUCAGCUCCAAAGCCUGAAUUGCCAGCUGGAGAGAAGAAAUUCCCUUCUUCGAGGCCUGAAGAAAAAGGUGAGACCAAUCUAAUGGAGAAGCCUUUGAAGCCACAAGCUCCUCAAGUACCACCCAAGAAGCCUAUUCCUCCAAGCAAGACUAACAGCUUACUGAGAGCAGGGCUUCUGCACCCAAAACGCCCAGAUAAACCUGUUUUGCCGUCACCUGUAUCCAA